AUGCCGGAUAGCAAAGGUCCGUUGGCCAUAUUAAUUGCUUGCUUCUGUAUUUUGAUAGAGGGCAGAGCAGAGGGUGAAGAGCUUGAAACCAAACCAACCACUGUGGCCCAAGUGCAAGUUGAGCCCAUUGCAAGCACAAAAUUAACGCCCAGUGUGUUGGAGGAGACAAAGGGUAAAACGGAGAAACGUGAUUCAUCGGAUCAAACAGAUUCUGUGUAUGCCAUCAAACCGAGCAAAGAUGGACCCUUCCGACCCAUCUAUGCAUCACCAUCAUCAUCAUCAUACCCUUAUGAGGGCGAAAGUGCGCCCAUAUUUCAGCCCACAACUGUACGCUAUACGGCAGCCGAGGCAGCACCACAAAACUAUUAUGAGAAACCGGAGAAUGGCGGUGGUGGCGGAAUUCGGUAUACACCUGUAUUGCCAACGGCACUGCCCACAACCGGAGGAGGCCAGCAUCAUCAUCAUCGAUUUGGAGUGCCGGGUACGCCGCAUCGUUUCAGUUUUGCUGCGCCACCCCAAGUGGAACUUUAUCAGCGACCUGCGGUCAACUAUGUUGACCCUAAUCCAGAGGUGAGCCCAAGCAUUUCGUAUGAGCGUGCUGGACCACCGCAGCAAUACCACUUAACCGCUGCUGUACAACCAUCGUCACCGUCAUCUCCAUCGCCACCACCACCACCAUCUGCAGUGCCUCAGGAACAGUAUAUUACCGCAAUUCAUCCAAAGUACCACCCGUUGCAGCAGCAUCAAGAGCAAGUGACACUUGCAGUUCCCCCCGGCCAACGUUUUCAGUACAUUAUAGCCAUACCAAUGGCUUAUAUGAAGAAAUUUGAGCAGCAAUUGUUAGCACGGCAAAGUCAAUAUAAGAGCACCAGCACCACUUCAACCACUACAAGUACACCUGCACCACCAUCGACCACUGCCCUAAGCCGACAACCAAUUAUUCAACAAUUCGGCCCAUUGGCCCGUGAUCAUCAGGGCCUGUAUAGGCCCUAUUAUCAAGCGGAGGCUGCUAGUGCACCACCAACAGCAGUUACACAACCACCACAACAGCAGAUUCUGCAGAUACCCGCCAGUCUUUUACUAGCAGCCAUCCAGCAAUUACAGCAACAGCAACAACAGAACCAGCAACAAUCGCUCUAUGCGAAACCCUCAGCAGCAACUGUCUAUCAACCACUUGUCUAUCAGCAACAUUCGGCGCCGACACCACAACUGCAACAAUUGCAACGAGUCUAUCAACCAGCAGCAAUUUACAAUGAUCAUCCAUCUGGAGCCUCUUUGUAUGCAUAUACACAACAGCAACAGCAACGUAUCAAACAGCAACACAAAUACACGCCAGCAGCUCCUUCCGUUGCAACACCAUCGGCACCAACGGCAACAAUAGCACAUCAGCAACAGCAACUACUGCCCAUCGUACACUACAAUCCAAUUUAUGUGCAGGGGCCACCCAUCGAACAGCAGCAUCAAUUUGCCAUAUCGCCACGUUUUAGCAAUAAUAUCCCAAAGGCGGCUUACAAUCUAGCGCAUGAAUCAACGCCACCAAUUCAAGUUGUCAGAUUGUCAGCAGCGAACGCACCACCCGUACACCAUUAUCAUCACUACCAAGCCAUGCCUGGACCAAUGCAACAACAAUUCUAUCAUGCCCCCCAGCAAUAUGUGUCGCCAUACGUUGAAGGAGGAACCCCAGCUGUUGCUGGUGCUGGUGCUGGCCCUGGUCCUGCUACUGGUGCAGUCUCAGCCGCAGCCUCACCAGCCAUUAUACCAUAUUUUAGCCAUCCGGGUGCCGUGCAUUAUGGCACGCAUUUGUAUCACCCCUUGGCAACGGCAACGGCCAUAACAGCAACAUCUAGCCCAAAGCAACAAACGUCGACAGCGACAGUAACCGCAACAAGUGGAGGACAUUUACCAGGUGGCAGCAAAGCAGCACUAUUGCCGGCCGCAGCGAAUAUUGUGAAAUAUCCCUAA
Messenger RNA from Drosophila willistoni, 1962 nucleotides. RefSeq names its product extensin-3. The coding region runs from base 1 to 1962 and encodes 653 amino acids. The record is from RefSeq and is a predicted model, not a curated record. Lineage: Eukaryota; Metazoa; Arthropoda; Insecta; Diptera; Drosophilidae. The transcript is spliced from 7 exons.